AUGUCCGGUUUCUUUUCGACCCCAUCUAAAGAUAUACAAGAACGUAAAAGUGAUAAUGAAAUAAAUCCAGUAAAUAUUCUUAACAUCAAUAUGGAUCCUUCAAUGACGCAAGAAUCAUCACCAGUUCCUGAAACAAUGAAAGAAAUUUUACAGGAUCAGCUUAAAUCACUACUAGAGGCACAAUUCAAUAUGCUAAAACAAGAUAUGCUUAAGAGUCUUGAAGAUAUAAAACAAGAUACUAACAGAAUUGCUAUAUCAGUGCAAGCUAUGGAAAAAAAACUUGUCUUGUUCGAUAAUCAAUUAGGCACAGUUAAUGAAACAGUGCAGUCAUUAACAAAUAAAACUUUAAUUUUGGAACAUAAAAUAGCUGCCCUAGAAGACAGAUCAAGACAAUUUAAUUUAAGACUUAGAGGAAUACCUGAAGAAAUAACAACGGAGAAAUUAAAAGAUUAUUUAUGCAGCCUAUUUAAAGAAGUCUCUCCUGAGACAACUGAUUAUCAAAUAGAAAAAUUUCAUCGAAUACGAAAACCUAACAUCAGGGCCGGCCUUAGGUGA
Molecule: messenger RNA, 555 nt
Organism: Pelobates cultripes (western spadefoot toad)
Lineage: Eukaryota; Metazoa; Chordata; Amphibia; Anura; Pelobatidae
Source: the annotation of a GenBank genome assembly